CACCAUGCCGGAAGUUGAGAGAAAACCCAAGAUCACCGCCUCCCGCAAACUCCUGCUGAAGAGCCUGAUGCUGGCCAAGGCCAAGGAAUGCUGGGAGCAGGAGAACGAGGAGCGCGAGGCUGAGAAAUCGCGCUACCUGGCCGAGCGCAUCCCCACGCUGCAGACGCGCGGGCUGUCCCUCAGCGCCCUGCAGGACCUGUGCCGGGAGCUGCACGCCAAGGUGGAGGUGGUGGACGAGGAGCGAUACGACAUCGAGGCCAAAUGCCUGCACAACACCAGGGAGAUUAAGGACCUGAAGCUGAAGGUCAUGGACCUCCGUGGGAAGUUCAAGCGCCCGCCCCUGCGCCGGGUCCGCGUCUCGGCGGACGCCAUGCUCCGGGCCCUGCUGGGCUCCAAGCACAAGGUGUCCAUGGAUCUGAGGGCCAACCUCAAGUCUGUGAAGAAGGAAGACACGGAGAAGGAGCGGCCCGUGGAGGUGGGCGACUGGAGGAAGAACGUGGAGGCCAUGUCCGGGAUGGAAGGCCGGAAGAAGAUGUUUGAUGCCGCCAAGUCUCCCACCUCACAGUAGAGGCAAGCUUGCUGCACUGCGCCCUGGGCUCCCACUCCGUGCUUUCCCCUCCAGCCCGGCUCGCCCACCUCCCUGCGCCCCGUCCAGGUCCGGAGCCGCCCUCCCCACCCCACCUCUGCCCUCCAGCCUGCUCAGCCUCCUCUGGAGCUAGGAUCCAACAGGCGCGCGAGAGACGAGAGACGCAGUGUCUGAAGCCCUCCCCCAGCAGGGUGGGAUUCCCGCCACCCUGUGCUGUAGCAAGCCGAGGAAGAAGAGGCGGUGAGGGCAUCCUCCCUCCAGCCCCUGCCACGGCCCUUCACUGCCUCCAUGCCAGGUAGAGUGUCCACAGGCAUGGCCACUGCUCCAUUAAAAUCCCAGCGUCCCGGUCAUUUCUGCA
This is a messenger RNA of Lemur catta (Ring-tailed lemur), 944 nucleotides long. It is a transcript of the gene TNNI1, whose product is annotated as troponin I1, slow skeletal type. Gene Ontology annotation, biological process: muscle contraction. Gene Ontology annotation, cellular component: troponin complex. The record is from RefSeq and is a predicted model, not a curated record. NCBI's taxonomy places the organism in Eukaryota, Metazoa, Chordata, Mammalia, Primates, Lemuridae. The transcript is spliced from 8 exons. Bases 5 to 568 code for a protein of 187 amino acids.